CUAGAGCAACUCCGGAUUCAUCUGGAUAUUGGUUUGCAUUAGCACGCUGUUUGACUUUUGCAACCAUACAGAUAUGUCCUAAAACUGGAGUCGGAGUCCACGGUGUGUGAGAUAUAAUGGAAGCCUUUCUGAGGUUUUUAUGUAAAGAGGCUGUACGAGAAGCCCCCACAAAGUGCUGGACUCGUAAAAGUUUGAGGUGUUCUAGAUCACCUUUCAAACGUCCUCUAUGUUCACAUCAUCCAUCAUCAGCGUGGGACAGAUCGCGUGAUUAUCACCUACCCAAACGAGCAGCGUUGUUAAAACGCUUCACCCUCUAUUUUCGCUAUAGAGUCUCAGACACCUCUCAGGCAGCCCUGUCCAGUGUGGCACCAGUUUUUGUUGUGAUGAAAUUUGAUAAAGAUGGAAACGUCACAUCAUUUGAGAAGAAGAAGACGGAGCUUUACCAAGAGCUGGGAUUACAGGCCAGAGAUCUGCGCUUCCAGCAUCUCACCAGCAUUACGUCACGCAACAACGCCAUCAUCAUCCGCAUGGAGUCUCUGAAAGCAGUGGUGACCCCAGAGAGUCUGCUGGUUCUGGAUUUUCGUGGCGUGGGUUUGGAGAAGUGGCUGGUCCGAGAGCUCGGUUCACAGCUGGCUGGUGACGGGACCCUGGUCACUGGAUCUUUACCGUUUGAGUUCAGAGCUCUGGAGGCCAUUUUACAGCACAGGAUCAACACGCUUCAGACGAGGUUGAACGAGGUCCAGCCGCAGAUCCUGGACUGUCUUGAAUCCCUGGUGGACCCGAAGCUUCUUUCUGCGGACCGCUCUAAACUCCACAUGCUCCUCCUCAGCAGCAAGAGCCUGUCAGAGCUGGAAACCGAUAUUAAGAUGUUUAAAGAGAGUCUGCUAAAGAUCUUGGAUGAAGACGAGCUUAUUGAUGAGCUGUGUCUGACAAAGUGGACCGACCCCCGCGUGUUUGAGGAGAGCAGUCUGGGUAUAGACCAUGCAGAGGAGAUGGACUUGCUGUUGGAGAAUUACUACAUGCAGGCUGAGGAACUCGGCAACAAGACACGUGAACUCAAAGGACUCAUCGAUGACUCUGAGAGUGUCAUCUUCAUCAACCUGGACAGUCACCGAAAUGUGAUGAUGCGCCUGAAUCUCCAGCUGACCAUGGGAACCUUCUCCCUUUCCUUAUUUGGCCUGAUGGGCGUGGCCUUUGGCAUGAACCUGGAGUCCUCCUUUGAAGAGGACCCGCGUGUGUUUUGGCUGGUGACUGGCUUCAUGUUUCUGGGUAGUGGACUCAUCUGGAGACGACUCCUGUCUUUCCUGGGACGCCAUUUAGAACCCACCUCUCGGCCCCCGAUCCCACCCGUCUGGAGGAAAAACCAAAUCAGUGCCAUGAGAGGGACUGAGAUCAAGGCCGGUGUGAGAUGAUGGCGCGAGAUUGGAGUCUACACCAGAGCGUUUCACCCAGAUGCUCCCAUCUUUCAUUCAUGCUUACACAAAAUCAGAUUACCUUCUACUGGUAAUAUUUAACCACAGAGAUAUACUUUAUUUUUUGUUACUUGCAAUUUUUUUUUUUUUCAA
This is a messenger RNA of Chanos chanos (milkfish), 1565 nucleotides long. It is a transcript of the gene mrs2, whose product is annotated as magnesium transporter MRS2. Gene Ontology annotation, molecular function: magnesium ion transmembrane transporter activity. The record is from RefSeq and is a predicted model, not a curated record. Gene Ontology annotation, cellular component: mitochondrial inner membrane. Bases 117 to 1412 code for a protein of 431 amino acids. NCBI's taxonomy places the organism in Eukaryota, Metazoa, Chordata, Actinopteri, Gonorynchiformes, Chanidae. Gene Ontology annotation, biological process: mitochondrial magnesium ion transmembrane transport. The transcript has 11 exons.